Messenger RNA from Prunus avium (sweet cherry), 1442 nucleotides. The record is from RefSeq and is a predicted model, not a curated record. Lineage: Eukaryota; Viridiplantae; Streptophyta; Magnoliopsida; Rosales; Rosaceae.
UUUUAAAAUCAACUUUCUGAACGUAAAAUUAAAGUGGCGCGUUUAUGAAAAAGUUUCCCUCCCAUUUCCUCCCUCUUUUUCCCCCUCACUCCCCUGGAAGAAUACCGGUAUAUAUUUUUCAUUUUCGGAAUUUCCAUUUUCCCUCAACUCAAACGUCAUUUUCUCUUGUCAUACUCCUCCUUCAAUCCAACUCACACCCAUUUUUUGCUCAAAGCUUCUAAAACUACUACUUCGUUGUAAUUGGAUAUUAUUGAUUUGAUGGGUAGGGGGCGAGCUUAUGUUGAUGACGAUAUUGAUGAAAGUAAGUUCAAGAAUUCGGAAGCAAUGAACCGCUACAAGAAAAUCUUCAGUGUUCAACGUGUGACGGUUGAGCGGGAGGUCAAAUUGAGUGACUUCGAGGAUCUUGGGCUUCCCAGAAUCUUCAAAUCAAGAGGUUGGCUUUUGGCAAUGGGUCCUUCAGAGCCUGCUAAUAUCCAGAUUGUCCGAGAAUUCUACGCAAACAUUCCUCCUUUCUCCGCCGAGCAGAAAAACCCACCUGGGUUGGGCCCUUUUGAUACUUGUUUGUGGGAUGAGACUCUGCAUUUCUCCAGCGGUCGAGAAUACCCUGACUCAUUUGAUGUGUAUUUGCGAGGUAAGGUGUUGAAUUUCUCUGUUUCUGGCAUUGCACAGUUGCUUAAAUUUGCUAGGCCAAACCCAAAUGAAAAAUCACCUGGUUUUCCUGGGCUUCUUGUUGACAAUCUUGACUUGAAGUUGGUGAAAUCUACUUUGGGUUGGAACAAGAGGGUCAGGGUUUUGCCUGAAAAUCGACUGAGUGAUUUGUACAAAGUGCUUAACAGCAUAGUGAGAUAUAAUAUCGAUCCUCCUUGUCACGUUAUCCCUUCUUUGCUUAGCCCUGAUAGAGCUCGCCUCCUUUUCGCCAUGGCUUCUCACGUGCCAGUUGAGCCUACGGAUAAGCUUUAUUCUCCUUGGUCACCUUUGGACAAAAUGGAUAUUUUUGGCUAUAGCUUUACUCCAUCUUCUCCUGCAGUCAAGCAGCCUCAAGCGGUAGUGAGCCACACGCCCAGUAUGGCCCUACUUACCAAUGACGUUGCUGAGCACAGGGGUGAUGUGCGCCCCGUUUCCACCCACUCGGGCAUCCCACCUUCUACGAAACAGCCAUCUGCAGAAAUAAUGGAGGCUGAAGAAGAAAAUAACGGCAAGUUGAUUCCUAACUCUCAUGCUUGUAUAAAUCCGUAAACUUCAACUUCUGACUCGCAUCCAAAUAAGAAAGCGAAAAAAGAUCCAUUGGAACAUGCAGCUGGUGAGGUAUCAAAGUUACUGCAGGAGUUUUUGGCAAGUCAAAUGAAGCUACUACUCAAAGGAGUGGUUUCAAAGAUACCUAACCUCAGUAGAUUGCAAGUUUUUAAGGCUGUACGCAUAAUAUUUAGUGGUAACCCAGAAGA